Molecule: messenger RNA, 2817 nt
Organism: Calypte anna (Anna's hummingbird)
Lineage: Eukaryota; Metazoa; Chordata; Aves; Apodiformes; Trochilidae
Product: protocadherin alpha-2-like
Exons: 3
Coding region: 1-2817 (938 amino acids)
Biological process (GO): homophilic cell-cell adhesion
Cellular component (GO): plasma membrane
Molecular function (GO): calcium ion binding
Source: RefSeq, a predicted model, not a curated record
AUGUCGGUGUGUUGCGGUGCGGUGUUGCGGGUGUUGUUCUUGGUGCAGGCGGCGUGGCGGGUGUCGGUGGGUCAGGUGCGGUACUCGGUGUCGGAGGAAGCCAAGGUCGGGACGGUGGUGGGGCGUGUGGCGCAGGACCUGGGCCUGGAGGCGGGCGAUGCGGAGGCGCGGCGGCUGCUUCUGGUGGCGCAGGGCCGGCGGGCGAGCGUGGAGGUGAGCGGGGCGAGCGGGGCGCUGGUGGUGAGCUCGCGGCUGGACCGGGAGGAGCUGUGCGGGAAGAGCGCGCCGUGCGCCCUGCGGCUGGAGGUGCUGGUGGAGCGGCCGCUGCGCGUCUUCCACGUGGAGCUGGAGGUCACCGACAUCAACGACAACGCCCCGGUCUUCCCCGUGAAGGAAGAAGCCUUGACUAUCGCGGAAUUAUCACUGCCCGGUUCCCGUUUCCCGCUGGAGGGCGCGUCGGAUGCAGAUGUCGGAUCUAACGCGCAGCUCUCCUACACGCUCAGCGCCACCGAGCACUUCUCUCUUGAUCACCAAGGGAAUAACGACGAGACCGCGUCCUUGGCUCUUGUAUUAACGAAAGCCCUGGACCGGGAGACGGUUCCGGUGCACCGCCUGGUGGUGACGGCGAGUGACGGGGGCCGUCCGUCUCUGACGGGCACGAUGGAGCUGGUGAUCUCGGUGCUGGACGCCAACGACAACGCGCCCCAGUUCAACCAGUCGGUGUAUAAAGUGAAACUCUUAGAGGGUUCAGACCUCGGAACUUUGUUAAUCACGCUCAGUGCCACGGACGCGGACGAAGGAAGCAACAGUGAUAUUACAUAUUUAUUCGGCAGGCGUGUGUCUGCUGAAGUGAAAGAAAUGUUCUCUAUUGACGAAAAGAAAGGGGAAAUCAGACUUCGAGGGAAGUUGGACUACGAAGAAAUGAACAGUUAUGAGAUCAUGGUAGAAGCAAGAGACAGUGGCACCCCUCCGCUGUCGGGUCACUGCAAAGUGGUGGUGGAAGUGCUGGACGUGAACGACAACGCGCCCGAGGUGCGGGUGACGUCGCUGUCGGUGCCGGUGUCGGAGGAUGCGUCGGUGGGGACGGUGGUGGCCCUGCUGAGCGUGUGGGACGGUGACUCGGGGGCGAACGGUCGGGUGCGGUGCUGGGUGCGUCCGUCGUCGCCGUUCGGUCUGGUGUCGAGGUUGUCGGGGUCGUACUCGCUGGUGGUGCGUGAGGCGCUGGACCGCGAGCGGGUGUCGGAGUACGAGGUGGAGGUGUUGGCGGAGGACGGCGGGUCGCCGUCGCUGUCGGGGGGGCGCGGGGUGCGUGUGUCGGUGUCGGACGUGAACGACAACGCGCCGAGUUUCUCGCAGGCGGUGUACACGGUGCUGACGCGGGAGAACAACGCGGCGGGCGCGGAGCUGGGUCGCGUGUGGGCGCGUGACCCGGACGAGGCGGGGAACGGUCGCGUGAGGUACUCGUUGUCGGAGGCGGUGGUCGGGGGGUGGCGGUCGGCGUCGAGCUACGUGUCGGUGGACGCGGAGAGCGGUCGCGUGUGGGCGGUGCAGGCGCUGGACUACGAGGAGGUGCAGGUGCUGGAGUUCGAGGUGCGGGCGGUGGACGCGGGGGAGCCGCCGCUGAGCGGCAACGCGACGGUGCAGGUGUUCGUGGUGGACGAGAACGACAACGCGCCGUCGCUGCUGCCGGCUGCGGGCGGCGGGGCGGGUGGUUCGUCGGGCGCGGUUCCGCCUUUGUGGGCGUGGGCGUCGUGGGGUUCUCCGGCGGGGCAGGUGGUGGCGAAGGUGCGUGCGGUGGACGCGGACUCGGGGUACAACGCGUGGCUGCGGUACGAGCUGUGGGAGCCGCGGGGGAAGGUGCCGUUCCGCGUGGGUCUGUACAGCGGCGAGGUGAGGACGACGCGGGCGCUGGAGGAGUCGGACGGCCCGCGUCAGAGGCUGGUGAUCGUGGUGCGGGACCACGGGGAGCCGCCGCGCUCGGUGACGGCCACGCUGAGCGUGUCGCUGGUGGAGGGCGCGGAGGCGUCGGCGGCGGUGGCCGCGGGGUCGUCGGGUCCGCGGACGCCGUCGGUGUCCGAGGAGGUUUCGUUGUUGUCGCCGUCGUCGAGGAACGUGUGGCUGGUGGUGGCCAUCUGCGCGGUGUCGAGCCUGUUGGUGCUGGCGGUGGUGCUGUACGUGGCGUCGCGGUGGUCGGCGCGGGCGGGCGUGGUGUCGGGGCCCGGUCCGACGACGCUGGUGUGCGCCAGCGAAGUGGGGAGCUGGUCGUACUCGCAGCGGCAGAGCCGGAGCCUGUGCGUGGCGGAGGGCGCGGGCAAGAGCGAUCUGAUGGUUUUCAGCCCCAACUUCCCGCCGCCGCCCGGCACCGCGGCAGAAAACAGUUCUGCGAAUGGGCCUUCUCUGUCCCCAUUUUCUUCAGGCGCGAGAGGGUCGGGAAAGAGGAAAGCAGCCGGUGAGGGGGAGCGCAGCCCCGCACUCCCGGGCGGUGCAGGUAUCACCGGGGCCUCUGGGUGGCGCCACGGCCGCCGCCCGCACCGGAGCCGCUCGGGGUCCCGGUCAGAGCGAGCGGUGCGGGAGCAGCGGAGCUGCCGCCUCUCCCCGCACGGCAACCGGCGGGGUGGGGGCGCGGGACUGCCGCGGAACCGGGGCACCUCCCGCGCCCCUGCAGCCAACUCGCUCCCCGGUGCCCGUCUGUUCCCGCUCUCCGGUCCCCCCGGGGGCUUUUGCUUCGCGCUGGGCACUUUGGAAGGAAGGGGAAGGGGGCGGGGGGUGGUGAAAUUCUGGAUUAUGUUCCUGCUGAGCCGGUCUGCGGGGAGCUGA